Molecule: messenger RNA, 1005 nt
Organism: Acanthosepion pharaonis
Lineage: Eukaryota; Metazoa; Mollusca; Cephalopoda; Sepiida; Sepiidae
Source: the annotation of a GenBank genome assembly
AUGGCACUACCUCCCUCCAUCCAGGACUUCAACAAAGCCCUUAAACGCAUGAGACCCGGCAAAGCCCAGGGACCCGACAACAUCCCACUGGAGAUCCUCACUCACAAUGACUCCGAGAUGAGGAACCGUCUCAUGCUCCUUAUAUUGAAGAUUUGGGAGACAAAGACCUUCCACAACGAAUUCCGCCAUGCAACGGUCGUGACAAUAUUCAAAAAGGGAGACCGGAGCAUUCUGACAUCAACACCCACAUGCAGAAAGGACGUGGAGAAUAGAAUCAGGGCAGCCCACUCCACCUUUGGCCGACUCAACUGCCGCAUAUUUAAAAACCACGCACUGACGAUGGUCUUCCGGGCAGUAGUCCUCUCCACCCUUUUAUACGCUUGCGAAAUAUGGACCCUAUAUAGAAGCGAGGUAAAAAUACUAGAACGUUUCCAGCAACUGAAACUAAGGCAAAUCCUUAACAUCUCUUGGGAGAGCUACACCACCAACACAGAAGUGCUGGACAGAGCGUCAGUGAGCAGCGUCGAGGCCACUAUCAUCUACCACCGCCUCCGAUGGGCAGGACACGCCCACAGAAUGGAUCCUUCCAGGCUCCCCAAGAAAAUCCUAUAUGGCGAAGUAGCCAUUGGGACCAGACCACGAGGAGCACCCAAAACGCGCUACAAGGAGGACCAACUAAAGCGCACCCUGGCACUUACCAACAUCAGCUCGUCCUUGUGGGAAGAAACUGCCAGGGACCGAAUGACGUGGAGGAGAUCAAUUUGCGAUGGCAUCGCGGAUUUCGAAGAAAGGGGGAAGGAGAAUGAAGAGACGAGGCGACGAAAGAGAAGAGAGCGCUGUGAACGACCCCCGUUCUCCCCCUCCCCUCCUCUCCCCUGUGAUUACUGUCAACGACUAUUCCACCACCGACUGGGCCUCACAAACACGACUGGGAGCCGACGACGACUUCUAGAUAAUGCGAACAACCUGCAACUGACCGAUCUAUCUAUCUAUCUAUCUAUCUAG